UGUUCUCAGCAAGCUGGAAGAAUGGACGUCGCGUCCUGCACACAUGCGCCGUUAUGUUGCGUCUCGCUGUUUUUAUCAGGGUUUUGCGCCACCAGCGUUGCGUUUUAAGACGCGUAUCAAGUUAAAAAUAGUUUAGCUGUUAAAACGCUUUUAGCUGUUGAGUUCCCCGCGGUGACGGUUACAUUUUGUUGUGAGCUUUAUUUAAACGCAAGGCUUAACGAAUCGAUUACAGCGCGCUUACAGUGCAGCAAGUUUGUUUAUUGUGACGCUAUUGUGAUAGCGUUGUAGUUGGUCGCGUCGCGUCCAGUGUAGAUGGGUUGUAGGAUGAACAGACGUGGGGAGGGUUUGGCUGGCCAAUGCGCCAGUAGACGCCAAUGGCUUGAAAAGCCGCUUCUGUGUGCAUGAUAGUAUGAAGACGCUGCGACUCUCAGAGGCGUAGAGAUUUCACACAGCUGCGAUUACGAAAAUAUUCCGAAUAUCUGAUAAUAAAUGGACAGACUAGGAGUAGAAGCAUUCGCGAUCCACUUGUCACCAAGGGAGAGCAAUUAUUGGAAAUAAUGGGGAAUACAACACCCAAACCACUAAUAGACGCCAGCCUACAGCAUCGCUCAGUGGCCACUCGGCAGUACUGCACUGUUUCCAACAGUGGAGUAGAGCGCCGCACCUCUGCUCCUCCAAUCAGCAUCGAGUCUCCUCGUUUUCACCCCCAUGCCAAGGGCAAAAAUAUUCGACUGGACACGCAGCUGCGGCGGGCCACCCGGAAGAACAGUUUCUGCAAUGGCAUCACCUUCAGCCAGCGUCCUGUGCGUUUGUAUGAGAAGGUACGAUUGCGCCUCUCAGGUGUCCACACAGGCUGGAGCGGAGCUCUUCGUUUUGGUUUCACCAGCUUAGACCCUAGCGAGCUUGCCUUAGCUGACAUCCCCAAAUAUGCUUGCCCCGACCUGGUGACGCGGCCAGGAUACUGGGCCAAGGCCCUGCCUGAGAGACUGGCCAUGCGGGACAAUGUUGUGGCUUUCUGGGCUGACAGACAUGGCCGGGUCUUCUACAGCAUCAAUGACGGCGAGCCCAUACUCUUCCACUGCGGUCUAAGCGUUGGAUGUCCACUCUGGGCCAUCAUAGACAUCUACGGAAUCACACAAGAAGUUACAUUGCUGGAGAGCACGUUUGCUGAGAGCGUGGGCACAAGCUGUCUGAGUAGCACUCGACUCAGUGCCUGUCUUCCCCAGAGCAACCACGACUCGGCCAACUACAGCAACAACCAGCUAGAGAGCAACCAGGCUGCAGCAGCUAAAUUUGCCACGCUUCAGCUCAGCAACUACAACCAGCUCAUCCCCUGCUGCUCCACUUCCUCUAUACCUUCUUCAUCCUCCUCCUUCAACGUGCAGAGAGCCGCCCGUGGGCUCUCAACGCCCCUUGACGCUAACCUGCAUUUUCACCCAGUGCGAGGCCCUGACGUGGUUCUCUCGAAUGAUCGCACAGUUGCAUGUACCCACUUCCUGGACAGCAGCAGGACGUUGAUGUUCAGUGACAGGCCCGUCCGGGUUGGCGAGACUCUGUACGUGGAAGUGGGCCAUCUGGGCUUGCCCUACUUUGGGGCUCUUCUCUUUGGUAUGACCUCUUGCGAUCCAGGCACCCUCAAUGCUGGAGAGCUGCCAGCUGACCCAGAGGUGCUUCUGGACCGCAAGGAGUACUGGGUGGUCUACAGGGGUUUUCCUGUGCCAGCGGCUGGUGAUGUGCUCAGCUUUACCUUUCUGGCCAAUGGGGAGGUGCAUCACGGUGUCAAUGGAGGUGCACGCGGUCGUCUCCUGUGUGUCGACUCCUCUCAGGUUCUGUGGGCCUUCUUCACAUUGCAUGGAGCUGUUAACCGCCUCAGAAUAUUAGGAACUGUUCAGGCCAGCCCUCCCACCUCCCCAUCAGUGUCUCAGGUAUCAACGCCUGAUGACAGUGACUCUGAUCUGGCUUUCACUGUCAACAGAUCCUCAUCAGCAUCUGAAUCCUCUCUAGUGACGGCUCCCAGCUCUCCUCUCAGUCCACCUGUAUCACCGACUCUUUCCUCAUCAGAUGCGCCCCUGAGCGGCAAGAGCAGUGAGUGCACAGUGUGCUUCGAUCAGGAGGUCGACACCGUCAUCUAUACAUGUGGACACAUGUGUUUGUGUAAUGACUGUGGACUGAGGCUCAAGAGACAGAUCAAUGCGUGUUGCCCGAUCUGUCGGAGACCCAUAAAGGACGUCAUAAAAACCUACAGACCAUGAAGGGACUACAUUUUCUAUCAAAUGAUUCAGUGCAAAACUUGGUAGCUGUGGUUUAAUAUCUGGACUAAACUUGUAUUUAAGUGUAUGUAGCUUUGAUUUGUGUAGCAUCAAGCUCUUGUUCAUAUUUCUCUCACCUCACAUGUUAAGCGCAGAUCAUCUGAAGCUGAAGAUGAUUUAUGGUUUGAGAGUUAAUCUCAAUUUUGAUCAGAUACUUCUAGUGCCUUUAACAUUGUUUAUCAUUUCUCAAGCAGCACCUAAUGAAUUAGACAAUCAUUAUCUGAGAUGUACUGCAUAGGUAUGAAUUAAAAAAAUAAUUCAGAGGGACCUCAAGGUAUGAAGGAAAGAAUGUUUUAUUGUGUAAGUAAAUAAUACACAGGGCUACAAAUAUGAUUUAUAUCUUAUUUUAAAGGAGUAAAAAGCUAUUGUUUGGCUUUCUGAUUGCGGUGUUAAAGUGAAGAAAGAUUUGCGUUCUGACAGUUUAACCCCCAGUUUCACAGACAAGGCUUAAGCCUAGUCCCAGACUAAAAUGUAAGUCUGGAGUGUUUCAAUUUAAAAUAUAUCAAUGCUUUUGUUUUGUCUCAAGAUACACACCAGUAAUUUUUUUUUUCCAAGCACAUUUAUAAAAAUGACUUAAAUGUCCUAAUUGCCCAAUCCUGGCUUAGUCUAAGCCCUGUCUGUGAAACCGGGCCUAAGGGUUUGGAGAUUUGUUGCACUUAUAACUAGAGGUAAACUCAGCACUAAAAACACAUCUGUCCCUCUGAAUUGACUCUGAUUUCAGAUGUGGAUCUUGAGGACUUUGUUUUAAGAACAAAAAUAUUUUCUUUAUAUAACAGAGUGUUGUGGUAUUGUAUUGUAUUUCAUGUUUUUCCCAAGAUUUUUGUUUGUAUGUUUUGUGUUGGAAUUUAUUACAUGGAAAAUCUGCCAUUUUCUUCUUACCUUGACAUGUUGUGCAUUUAGCAGUAUAAAGUUAAACCACGAAUA
Molecule: messenger RNA, 3233 nt
Organism: Labeo rohita (rohu)
Lineage: Eukaryota; Metazoa; Chordata; Actinopteri; Cypriniformes; Cyprinidae
Gene: neurl1b
Product: neuralized E3 ubiquitin protein ligase 1B
Exons: 5
Coding region: 558-2252 (564 amino acids)
Biological process (GO): ubiquitin-dependent endocytosis
Cellular component (GO): early endosome
Molecular function (GO): ubiquitin protein ligase activity
Source: RefSeq, a predicted model, not a curated record